AUCCAUCACCAUAGCUCUAUCCCAUCUCAGAACUCCUCGCGAGCUCCACCGUAUCCAUUCUCUACUAAUCACCUCCGGCCUCGCACGGUCCCCCUUCUUCUCCGGCAAGCUCAUCGCGAAGUACUCGGAGCUCAGGAAUGCCGCCGCCUCAAGGUCCGUCUUCCUCUCGACUCCCUACUCCAAGAACAACGUCUUCCUCUGGAAUUCUUUGAUUCGAUCUCACACUCAGAAUGGCAUGUUCUCCGAAGCUCUGGAUUACUAUAACGAGCUCCAGAGGAUGAAAUUGGCUGCUGAUUCCUUCACCUUCCCUUCUGUUCUUGGUGCUUGUGCUGGCUCAGGCGAUCUCGAGCUGGGCCGGAGAAUCCAUGAACAUGCUUUGGAAGUGGGAUUUGGUUCCGAUUUGUAUGUUGGGAAUUCUUUGAUAAAUAUGUACGCGAGGCUUGGUUCUUUAGAUGAGGCUCGGAAGGUGUUUGACAGAAUGCAUCGGAGAGAUAUUGUUUCGUGGAAUACUUUGAUUUCUGGCUAUAGUGCCAAUGGGGAAUGGGAGGAAUCUGUGGAGGUUUAUAGUGAAUUGAGAAUUGCUGGUUUGGUUCCGGAUUGUUUUACAGUGGAGAGUGUCUUGCCCGCCUGUGGAUGUCUUGGUGAUGUUGAAUCCGGUAGAAUGAUCCAUGGGCUUGUUUGCAAGAUUGGGAUUGAGGAGGAUAGAUUAGUCAAUAAUGGUCUUAUUGCCAUGUACUGCAAUUUUGAGAAUUUAACUGAUGCUCGAAGAAUUUUUGAUAUGAUGAUUGGGAGAGACACAAUUUCUUGGAAUACCAUGAUUGAUGGCUAUUACCAGUCUGGUGAUUUUGACAUGGCUCUAGAGCUGUUCCGAGAGAUCGUGGUUGCAUCAAAUCUGGAUCUUUUUACGAUCACAAUUACUCUUCAUGUUUGUCAUGACGUUGGGGUCUUAAAACUUGGUGCUUCAGUUCAUGGUUACACAAUAAGGAAUGGGUAUGAAUGUGAUAUUGUGGCACUGAAUGCUCUUGUAGCUAUGUAUUCAAAGUGUGGAAAUCUGUUCAUGUCACGAAAAGUGUUUGAUCAGAUGGAUUAUAGAGACUCUGUUCCAUGGAAUUCGCUGAUUGGUGGUUAUGUUAGCAGGGGCUUUUUUGGUGAAGGGACAGAUCUUUUUAAGUCUAUGAAAGAAUCAAAAGUAAGACCUGAUUCUGUUACAACUGUAACACUCGUAUCAAUGUGCACCAAGUUACUUGAUUCACGCCAGGGAAAGGGACUUCACUGUGAUGCAAUAAAAAGAGGACUGGGAUCAAAUCUGUUUGUCAGUAAUGCACUUCUUGACAUGUACUCAAAAUGUGAUAGCUUAGAAGAUGCAUUGAAAGUUUUUGAGAGCAUGGAAACCCCUGAUGCAGUAAGUUGGAAUACUAUUAUAUCUGGGUCUGUCCAGAAUGGAAAUUGCAAUUUAGCAUUCAAACUAUUGAGCCAAAUGAAGGUCAAGGGGCCAAAGGUGGACAUCGCUACAAUAUUGGGUAUCUUGCCUGCAUGCUCCUUCGUGGCAGCAAAACGACAAGGGAAAGAGAUUCAUGCUUGCAUUUUCAAACUCGGUUUACACACUGAUGUUCCAGUUCGGAAUGCUCUAAUCGAAAUGUACUCCAAAUGUGGCAGUUUAUAUUAUGCGGUCCGUAUCUUUGAGCAUAUGAAUACCAAGGACAUUGUGUCAUGGACCUCUUUGGUAUGUGCCUAUGGAAUGUACGGUGAAGGCAAGAAGGCCCUGAAAGCAUUUCGGAGGAUGGAAGAAACUGGUAUAAGGCCAGACCAUGUUGCAUUUAUUGCUGUCAUGUAUGCAUGUAGUCAUGCUGGUUUGGUCGAAGAAGGUAAAAUGCAUUUUAAGAGGAUGGAGAAAGACUAUAAUAUCAUGCCCAACAUGGAACACUAUGCUUGCAUGGUUGAUCUGCUUGCACGUUCUGGAAAAUUGACUGAGGCAGAAAAGUUCAUUGAAGAAAUGCCACUGAAACCUGACGUAAGUAUAUGGGGAGCUCUACUCAGUGCCUGUAGAUUCUCUGGUGAAACCAAGAUGGCUGAGCGUGUUGCUGAAAAAAUUAUGGCCUUGGAUUCAGAAAACACUGGUUAUCAUGUCCUUAUAUCAAAUAUAUAUGCAUCUACAGGGAAGUGGGAUAUUGUUGGUAAUUUAAGGAAAUCCAUGAAAGAUAAAAAAAUGAAAAAAGAUCCAGGAUUUAGCUGGAUAGAAAUUAGAAAUAAGGUGUAUGUAUUCGGGACUGGGGAUCAAUUGGUGGAACAGUCUGAAGAGGUCUAUCAGUUGCUAGAAAGAAUUGCUGGUUUGAUGGCUAAGGAAGGAUAUAUUCCUGAUAGGAACUUUGUCCUGCAGGAUGUGGAAGACGAUGAUAAGAGGUACAUGCUCUGCACACACAGUGAGAGGCUUGCUAUAGCUUUUGGGUUGUUAAAUACAAAGCCUGGAACACCACUGCAGAUAAUGAAGAACCUUCGGGUGUGUGGAGAUUGCCACACAGCAACUAAAUACAUAUCAAAAAUUGUCCAGAGAGAAUUAUUGGUCAGAGAUGCUAAUAGAUUUCAUUUAUUCAAGGAUGGAAUUUGCAGUUGUGGUGAUUACUGGUGACAAACCUUUUCUUCCCAUACUUAAAACUGAGUUUUUCAGUUGUAGAAAUAGAAAUAGAAAGUACUGAUGGGACAGAGAGGUUCUUGGUUUACUUGGCAGAGACUUACUUGAUUGGCUGUUAUCCAAAUCACAAAAGAAGGUCCUGAAAACCAGAAAGGCUAUCCACAUAUGGAGUUUUUGGACAGGCUACUACCAAGAUGUUAAUCAAAGCGUUGGAGAUUUUUUUUUUUUUACAUAAUCCAUUACAAGAAAGAGAAUACCAAAUAUUACUAUACAUUCAUGUCAAUGAAAAAGAAAUUGACAAAGAAGUAGAUCUGCAGAGAUGCAUUUUGCAAUUAGGUGGCAUCUCUUCAUCAAUUGCAUGUAAGUAUUAGUUAUCCAUUAUCCACAAGGUGGAAUGGGAGUCGGAGCAGGUGUGUGAUUGGAACAGUGGUUCUUUUGUUUGCUCAAAGUUCAAAGCGGCACAGGAAAUGGGAGCAGGAAAGAGCAAUGACAGCCUGGAAACAGAUGAUGUAACUAUCACAGAAUUUGGGUCAUGACCAGCAAAGGAAACAUAUAUAGCAUCACUUCAACAGUACAUGCAUUUCAGUUAAAACACAGUAACUCUUCACUCUGGUGCUCACAUGCAAGUUUUCUUAUUAUGGAAUUCACAGACUACAGCAAGUUCAGUUUGUCUCCCUUGGUGUAGGAAAGGCUUUGCAUGGUGUGCAAUAUGUGGAUUGCAGGAAGGAUGGGGCUCUCUUUCCAUGUCUCAUCAAUGUAUUCAAGCAUGAUAAAUGAUUCAGCAAUUGGUUUCCAUUAUGAACAAGCACAGGGACCUUCUUGAGGACAGGAUCAUACUUCAAAAGCAAUGGACUCUUGUUUUGGAGAUCUUCUUUCAUGAAAUUAUAUUUUGCUCCCUUCAUUUUGAGUGCCCAUAUGAUCCAAAGGAUGAACGGGCUUGGCCAGUUCCCUGACAGCUUUAACUCUUCUUUUGCCGUCACUGCUCUUGAACGUGGCUGCUGCAGAACUAUCUUUAUAAGCAGAUGCAAACACUUCACAAGCAGCAGAGAGAUGCUUGCUGGACUCCUAUGAGACUCUUUCAUUCACCAACUGGUCAGGGAUUUGAAGGCAGCAGCACCUCCUUUACUGCGAGGAGGAAUGCCAACCACAUGGUGGUGGUGCGUCAGUGACUGGUUCGCAGUACCACAACCAUUCAAGAUACAGUUGCAUAAUUAAUCAACAUCGACACUGAUGUAAAGAUAAAGUGCUUUUGAUGGGCCCUUACAGAAUUACAAGGGUUAAGGAUUAUUGUUCUGUUGAGCGGGAUGCCAUGCAUGCGACCAUAUGCAGGGAGACCACAACUGGACAACGUUGCACACGUAUGACGUAUCUAUACCAGCUGAUCAGCGAGACUUGACUACCAACCCACUCAACAGUACGCAACGCCAUGUAGGUCAUAUGCAUAUUAGCAUGCAUCAUAAGAGAACUGUUGACCAGUAAAAAAUGAUAUAUAUUGGCAUGCAUCAUAUGAGAACAGUUGAGCUACCAGCCAGAGGCUAUAAGCCCACCUAGCAGUGGACUCGCAUGUGACUCGCAUGAAUCAGUAUACCGCAUGCAUUGUUCUUCUGCACCAUUCAUGAUAUACCAAGUCUUUGGUUUGCUUCUCAUGGAUUUCUAGAAUAUAUCACUUUUGGGCUGCAAGAAUAAUCGAAAUAUAUAAAUUUUGGGCAUGCUUCAUUUUGUA
Molecule: messenger RNA, 4352 nt
Organism: Elaeis guineensis (African oil palm)
Lineage: Eukaryota; Viridiplantae; Streptophyta; Magnoliopsida; Arecales; Arecaceae
Source: RefSeq, a predicted model, not a curated record